Molecule: messenger RNA, 4170 nt
Organism: Cygnus atratus (black swan)
Lineage: Eukaryota; Metazoa; Chordata; Aves; Anseriformes; Anatidae
Gene: CCDC66
Product: coiled-coil domain containing 66
Exons: 19
Coding region: 15-2873 (952 amino acids)
Biological process (GO): cilium assembly
Cellular component (GO): cilium; microtubule
Molecular function (GO): microtubule binding
Source: RefSeq, a predicted model, not a curated record
UCCCGCCUCCUUGCAUGGGGCUGGCAACGGCCUUACACAGAGCGCGGGCGCCCGAGGCGGCCCCAGGCACCCCUCAGCAUCCCCGGCCCGGCCGCGCCAUGAACCUGGGAGAUGGACUGAAGCUUGAAACUGAAGUGUUGGAUGGAAAGCCUAGGCUAAUUUUAGCUUCUUCUGAUAAAUCAAGGCUUUCAGUGAAGAUGGGCAAUAAAGCCAGAGUCCCUAAACAGGCGUUGAGAAUAAGGCGUACUGGACAUAUUCCGAGGUCAACACAGAAUGCCUGUAUCAAGCAGGAAAACUUAGCAAAACCAAGGAGUGAAUCAAGCUUAUCAAUGACAAAAGGUGAAAAAAUGCAUGUAACUAAACCUUCCUCAAAUGAAGCCACAGCUAAAGAUCACUCUUGGAUUUUUCAAAGAGAGAACACAAACAGGAAGCCUGAUUCAGAGAAUCUUGAUGUUAAAAAAAGUAAACAGAGACCUCAAUAUCCACAUAUAUCAGCUGAAGACCUAGGAAAUUUGGGGUGUUUAACACAAGAACAGCUUCAACAGAUUUUGAUGACUGUAAAAGAAGGAACUAGAAGCAUCUUUGAGACUCAUAAUGAAAAGCAAGAGGAAAUGGCCGCUAAUGAGUCAUCAGAGGAAAACACAAGCUUUUUGGAGAAAUGCUACAAUGAAGUUUCAUCUGUUCCAGAUGAAGCUAAUUCUAACUCGAGCAGGAAACAAGAGUCAUAUCCGCAACAAGGACAGAAAGUUAUAAAGGAGUCAUGGAAACCAGCUAACAUAUUUACUACCUUGGGUGAAAGAGAAGGGGAGAAAGCCUUAUUAGAAUUUAAAAAGACACAGUGGAAGAAAGAAUUAGAUGAACAGGUAGCACUGAAGAAGAAGCUGAAAGAGACUUUGAAAGGAGAGGUGGGUUGUGUCUGGGCAAAAUCUGGCAAUGAAAAAACACCUACAGAGAAAAUGGAAACAGCUAACCCAGAUAAGGAAGCUGUGCCACAGGAACAACCUUCAAAGCAUGAGCAACGGAAGAAGUGGCUUGAAGAGCUGGACAAACAGAAGGAAGAAGCUAAGCUACAAAAAAUAGAAGAAAAACUGAAUUUAUCAAAGGCUGAAGAGCAUGACAGAUGGGCAAUGCAUUUUGAUACUUUAAAGAACCACCCUAAUACUAAUGCACAACACCCUUUAAAUGGAAUGUACAAAAAGCAGCAUGAAAGUCUUUGCCUGUCACCUGACCCUAAGGAGCUGACUGCUUUUGUUCACCCUUUUUCACCUGCAGCUUUAGGCAACCUCAUGCCCUCAAAGGUGGAAAAUGCAGAAAAAGGUGCUAAAAGCAGUGCUUUGGAUCACAGUCAGAAAGUCAGUUUCCUUCGUUCAAUGACAGCUCUCCUGGAUCCUGCACAGAUUGAAGAGCGAGACAGACGGCGGCAGAAACAGUUAGAACAUCAGAAAGCAAUAAUGGCUCAGGUAGAAGAAAAGCGGAAGAAGAAACAACUGGAGGAAGAGAAGAGAAAAUGGGAAGAACAAGAGGAAGAACAGCGCCUAGCACGAGAAAAAGAACUGAUGCAGAAACAGUUUGAAGAAGAUACGCUUAAACAAAAACAAAAAGAGGAACUUUUGACUCUUAAAACAAAUGAGAUCUAUCAGACAAUGCAGAAAGCUCAAGAAUUAGCACAGAGAUUAAAACAAGAACAGCGUAUUCGAGAUUUGGCUCAGAAGGGACAUGACAUUUCAAAACUUAAGAAGACUCUUGGUGGUGACACUGAAUUUGAAAAUUGUAGUACUGACAUUUCAUAUCAAAGUCAUAACUUUUCUGAUGACAUUAGCAGUAAUAUUGAUCGGCAGACUUCUCCUCGGAAAGACACCGCUGUACAGACAGAUGACUGUAAUACUUCAGCAUGUAUUGAUUCAACUGAGGGAAGAACUAUGUGUUGUGGAUCACCUGAUAUUUCCAUAGAAUAUAAGGAAACCUCCAACAGCAAAAAAUAUCAGAAAGAAAUGCAGUAUACAGAUGAAAAUAAAAUUUCAGGACAAGAGAAUGGUGGCAUCUACAGUGAGCUAUAUGAACAAUAUGCAAGAAAAGAAAGACAAGUUAAACCUUCAGAAAAACAUACUAAAAGACCUGACUGGAACAUAAACAAGCCUGGGAAAAGAUAUAUUCCAGCAUCAGAAAGAUACCCUAAACAGCUACAAAAACAAAGGGAAGAAAACAAAGUAAGACGGCAAAUGGAGCUGCUUCAGUUGGUAGAAAGAAAUACCCCUGGGAAUCUCUGCCCAAAAAACAGGUCUCCUUCACCUCAUGAAGAAAUGAACAUGAAGAAUAAGGGACAUAGGAUCAGAAAGGAAGAACAAUUACAUAAGAAUAAUUUGAACGAAGAAAGGUCUGACUCACCACCUGUUCCAGCAGUUAAGAACAGGUUACACCAAGUACAACAAAAACAGACACACACCUCUAAUUUCCUGGUGCACAACAACAAUAGUAGAAGAGAGAAAAAUAUCAAGACAGAUGCACAGCAGAGGAGCUCCCCUCCCCUAGUUACAGAAGCUGGAAGACCUCCGUCUUCACAGUUUAUUCCGUAUGUUCGAACAAAUGAAGUGUAUUAUCUUGAUCCAGAAGCACCAGUGACUAGACCUUCAACACAUGACCCACAAUAUCGACGGUUUAAUGGCUCUUACCCAACACCACGACAGAUUUUUAGCUCUGAUCACACUAGAGAUCCUCUUCUAAAUCCUGAUGGAGUUAAAAUCAGAGAGAGACAACAAGCAAUUCUCAAGGGACUGUCAGAAUUACGCCAGGGCCUCCUACAGAAGCAAAAGGAGUUGGAGUCUGGACUAAUUCCCACCGUAAUUCAGGAAGAGAAUUUUAUUUCACCCUUUUGAAAGAUCUCUACAGAAGAUGCCUAACCUGAAUUAAUUUUAGUUGAUAUGCAAUAAAAACCACUGGACCUCCAACCCAAGAGUCCUUCUAGGAGCAACUGUUUUUAGAAAUAACCUGACUAUGAAGGUACCUUACAGCAGUAGCUGAGGGAAUAAAUGUGCGCUCUUUCCUCUCCCUUUGUAUGCCGAGUUAUGUAGUAGGUGAGAAUCUACAGUUGACGUUAUACUUGGUAGAACAGUUUUUCCACAAAAUUCAUUAACAGUUUAUUGGUACAAGGGAGGUUUUUUGAUAGAUUACUUGCCUGGUAAGAUAACUGCUAAACUACUUUGGUCAUGGUUUGUUCCUAAUUUAAAUAAGUGAAUCAAACAAUUAAUAGAAGGGAAGAUAUUCAACUUCAGGGAAAAGUGUACUUCUUUUGAUUAAUCUACCAUUUUUAACAAAUUGUAAUUGUCCCAUCUAACUUUGUGAGUUUACAGUCAUGUAGUUUCAAACACUAAUAAUCCAGUACCAAACCACACAUCCUAUAUAAAAGCACUAAUACCAAAUUACAAACAGGAAGAAAAAAAGACUUUGGACAACUUGAAAACAAGAACAGUAAACGUAAGAGUCAGGGUAUUAGCGUAUGUAAAGACAUCAAUGUAACUAAACAGGUAAUUCUGAGACACCACAGCUAUUUUACUAUCGGCUACUGUUCUCCAGAAGCCUUUGAGUCAGAAAAUGCUGCAUGACAUGAGUCAAUUACAGAAUUGCUAUAGAAAAUGCAAGGUUAACUUAGCACAUGGAAAACUAAAAAGGACAGCAUUAAGAAACAGACAGAACUCCAUGUUUAUGACAAUACUAGUUUUAAAAAGUAGAAAAGCACAGCGAUCACUACGCUGAAGUGUGAGAGGAGUGAGGAUUUUCUAGUGCAAAGCUGAGCUGCCACCAUCAUUAAGACUAGCUUUGUUCUUCUCGUUACUCUAGAACUACAAUGGGAAAUAAAAGUUGUAAGAUCAUUCUGAUGUUGUUCUAAUCAUGCAGCAUCAAAAUUAGACAAAGAUAAUUGCUAGUUAUGAAAUAAAAUUUGGGUACUUUUUUCUGUACUUCGAAAACAGUAUAAAAACCACAGACAAUGCAAUGUGUUAGCAAGUCCCUUGUGCAUUAAGAGUUUAUUUUAUUUUGUAAUGGAACUGCACCAUUAAUCUAACUGAGGUAUUUUGCCAAAAUCCAGUCAUUAAAAUAACUACGCUGCCUUAUAGCUAUGUAAAAACAUUUGUACAAAAUUGUGUCAAAUAAAUACAUAAGUUUUGAUAUUUAUGU